Cavenderia fasciculata is the source of this 1890-nucleotide messenger RNA. RefSeq lists its product as uncharacterized. Bases 1 to 1890 code for a protein of 629 amino acids. The transcript has a single exon. The record is from RefSeq and is a predicted model, not a curated record. Lineage: Eukaryota; Evosea; Eumycetozoa; Acytosteliales; Cavenderiaceae.
AUGACUCAUCUAUUAAAGUUAUCAAAUCUAAUAUUAUUAAAUAUCAUAACAGAGAUUGAUAAUAAUGGAGAUAUAGUAUGUUUGUUGUUAACUUGUAAACAGUUGUAUCAAAAUAGUAGUUUAAGAAAAUCGAUUCAGUUUAAAGGUAUAAGAGUUAUCAACGACAAUGGAGAAUUAUCACAACAGUUUGUAGAUACAGCUACUAGAUUCAACCUCUUCUCUUUUAAUGAUAUAUUAAAGAAUAGUGUGUCUGAUCAACAGAUCAUACUACCAGACAAAGAAAAAUACAAUUACGAUCAUCAAUGGAUACAAGAUCGUAUCUCUACUGUAAAUAGAGCUGAUAAGAGUAACAUUAAAACUGCUUUAGUGAUGUAUUCACCAAAACUAAAGGAUCUACAAAAGUCACUCUAUGACAUACCAUCAAUCGAGACACUAUUCAUUGACGAUGACGAACCUAAACUAAUAAAGGCAAUGGAUCUUGGUUCCAUCUCUCUGUUGCCCAAUCUUCAACGACUUGUAGUUGAUUCAUACAAGUUGAAUCUUGGUCCACACACAACACUCAAGUCACUUGAACUACAUAUCGAUACCAAAUACCCACUCGUAGACUUGGGUCUCAUCAAAUUGGUAUCGUUGACAAAGCUGAUCUUUAACAAUCAUUUUGUGACUGAUAUAGGACCUGGUUUAUUGCCAAGUAGUCUUACAUCACUCAUUCUUAGACCAAAGGAAAUACCACCACGUAAUACAUUCCUUUCAUUGACAUCGUUGGUCAAUCUCGAGAUCUAUCUUGAAAGUCGAGUAAAAUACGAGGGAGUGCAAGACCACCCAUUCAUCGAUCUCUCAAGCCUAUCAAACCUCAAUACACUCUUGUUUGAAUAUAGAAAUGAUCCAAUAGAGACUAUUGGACACCGUAUCGAGAUGAGUGUACCUACUUCAAUCAAGAUUCUUAAACUCUAUUCCAAUUCGAUUCAAAUCCCAUCAAAAUGUUCAAUGCCAAAGUUGGACAAAUUAUAUGUUCAUGGAAGUGUAUUAAUUUCUGGCAGUGUCAGUCUAUUGACAUCACCAUCUCUAAAGAAACUAGUUAUGGAUAAUUGUCAAGAAAUGAUUCCACCAAAUAUCAUCCCAUCGACUGUUGAAAGGUUGAUAAUCAAUAAUUACACAGCAGGAUUAAAUAUAGUUAAACAUGUUGUAUUCCCACCAUUCCUCACUCAUCUAGCCGUCACUGGAAACUACGAGACUAUUAAACACCCUCCAUCACUCGUCAAACUAAGAUACAUGCUCACUGAAGAACAAUCACUUCCUCAACAUUUAAAACAAGUGUCUUGGGAGGUAAGUGAUGCGGUCGAGUUUUUACCAACCUCUUUUCCACCCAAUCUAGAAAGACUUGGUAUCUUUGAUUUCCAAGGAUACUUUCAAAUGGAUAUACCAUCAACCAUCAAAUAUUUAACUAUAUUCUUGACACCUGACCCAGAAUCUAAGAAACAGCCAUGGCUCAACAAUCCACUCUAUUCUAUCAACACUAGUUUAACAGAUAUGGCCAUCUCCCAACCACAAUGGCUACCACACAACACCACUCAUCUAACUUGUCAUGUUGGUGGUGGUGGUGGUGAUGAUGUAGACCCAAGAGAAUAUGGUACACACCAAGUCUUUAGAUUAGAUGAAGUAAUCAACCACACCAAUGUUAGAUAUUUAUCUCUUCGUACAACUGAAAUAACCCUUCAAUUUACAAUUCAAAGAUUGGAUAACAACAAUAGAAAUGUAUUAGUUUUGGAAACACAAACACUAACAGGUGGAAUAAUCAGCAAUAAUCGACAACAAUAUGAUCCAAUUUAUUUACAUUUAAAUAUUGAUGAUUCUAAUCCAUUUGAUUAUAAAUGGUGUUUUGAUAUGUAA